GUCCGCACUGGUGCAACUAAGCCAAGCCACUCUCUGACUCGAUCGCCUCUCGAAAGGAAACCAAUCUGAUCGAGAAGAAGAAGCCGCCACGCCACGCCACGCCACGCCGCGCCGCGCCGCGCCAUGCCGCUCGCCUGCUUCGCCGCACGCGGCGGCGGGGGCGCGGGCGCCUCGUCGUCGUCGUCCCCGGCGCCGGCCGCGUCGGCGACGUCGGUGUACUGGACGCACCUCGGCACCGUCACCCUGACGUGGUCGCGCGGGCAGCUCGGGCUCGUCCUCGCCGCGGAGCUCCACCUCGCCGGGGAGGGCGCCGCGCCCGCGCUGCGGUUCUUGCUCCGGCCGUUGCUCCCGUGGCGGCGGCGAGGGUGCAAGAGGUUCGCCGGCGGCGGGCACGCCGUCGCGUUCACGUGGGACAUGUCCCGCGCCCGCCUCGCCGGACGGCGGCCGGAGCCCGUGGCGAGGUAUUCCCUGCAUGUGUGCGUCGACGGGGAGCUCGUGCUGGCGGCGGGCGACCUCGCGCUGCUCGCCCCGUCCGCCGGGUUCCUCCUCACCCGCCGCGAGAACGCGGUCGCCGCCGGCGGCGGCGAGGCGUACGCCACCACCGUCGCCGUCGCGGGGGGGAGGCACGAGGUGUCGAUCGCGGUGGAGGACGCCGUCAUGUGGGUUGCCAUCGACGGCGAGAAGGCGCUCCAGGUGCGGCGGCUCCGGUGGAAGUUCCGCGGCAGCGAGAGGCUCGACCUCCCGCGCGGCCGCGUCCGCGUCUCGUGGGACCUCCACGGCUGGCUCUUCGCCGCCGACGCCGUCGCGGUGUUCGUCCUCCGGUUCGAGACGGCCGACGUCGCGGACACCUCCAAGAUCGACAUGGAACGUGACGCCGGCAUGCUCGCGCUAAGGCAGAGCUCUUUCAACAGGAAGCACCACCACCACGGCGGCGGCGGCGGCGCCGCCGCCGAGAGCUGGUGCAGCAGCGACAGCGACAGGAGAGGGUGGAGGAGGGGGCCGUUCAGGUCGGGGUCGGACUCGUCGCCGGCGGUGUCGGUGGCGUCGACGUCGGCGGCGUCGUCGGCCGGGAGCAUGGCGACGGUGGCCGACUGGGCCACGGCGGAGGAGGCGGCGAUGAACGACGGCGGCGGCUUCUCUCUCGUCGUGCACCUCUGGAAGACGAAGAAGAGGAGGUAAUUAAUGGCCAUGCAUCCAUGGCGUCCAUGGCGUUGGUGCAUUGCGUUGGAUUGUAUGGAAAAAAAUUAUAUGUUAUUUUUUGCUUGUGAAUUUGUGAUUGGUAAUUCAUGAUUGCCGCAUUCGCGUGCAAGAUGAUGAGAAAAAUUUUGUGUGGAUAAUCAAGUGAGAAAAUUCGUGGGUACAAGUUUUUUUUUUUUUGUAUUCAAAUAUUCUUGCUUGAAUUUGUCCAGAGAGCAGGAGGAUUUUGCAGUCAUUUUUGUUUCAUUGUUUGUGAAGCAAAAGAUAAUAUCUUGUACAACUUCCCUUCUAAACCAAAUUGCUAUACAUGUGUGAAUACAUUUUUGUUUAGA
Molecule: messenger RNA, 1529 nt
Organism: Oryza sativa Japonica Group (Japanese rice)
Lineage: Eukaryota; Viridiplantae; Streptophyta; Magnoliopsida; Poales; Poaceae
Source: RefSeq, a predicted model, not a curated record